Zerene cesonia (dogface butterfly) is the source of this 1365-nucleotide messenger RNA. RefSeq names its product DNA primase large subunit-like. Gene Ontology annotation, biological process: DNA replication, synthesis of primer. Gene Ontology annotation, cellular component: alpha DNA polymerase:primase complex. The coding region runs from base 90 to 1346 and encodes 418 amino acids. Lineage: Eukaryota; Metazoa; Arthropoda; Insecta; Lepidoptera; Pieridae. The transcript has a single exon. The record is from RefSeq and is a predicted model, not a curated record.
AUACUUAUUACAUAAAAAAAUUGCAUUUAUAUGUGUCGGCACUACUUUAAAUAUAUUUAUUAAAUAGGCUAUGAAAUCAUUUUAAUGAAAUGUCUUUUUUUUAUUUGUCACCAGUAAAAGGAACUAUACCUUUUCAUGUAUUGGAAGUUAUUGUCACAAAGAGGUUAGAGCACUUAAAUACUAUUUUGAGGAACACACCAAUUGAAUACAACGAAUAUGUAAUCGAUGGAAGUGUUUAUGACAAUGUUGGUCAUUUUACAUUAUGUAUAGCAGCUAUUCUGGAACGAAAUAAUGAUAUAAACAACUUUUUAUUGAGCACUGAAGUAGCUCUGUUCAAACGCCGUCUAUACUCUCUUUCCACAUCAUACGAUAUCAGAUGUUUUGCUAGAAAAUUAUUAAAAAACAUAAGAAAACUCGACGAUGUAUUUGUUAGUUUUAUAAAACCAUUGCAAGUUGUAUGUCAACACAUUUAUUUGAAACAUAUAUCACAACACCUUAGUUGUGAAUGUAAUAAAGAUUGUACAUUAUACCAUCUAGAAUUAAAAUUUCUACAUUGUUUAGAAUUCAUAUCCAAAAGGAGAGUAGAACUAAAUAAUGGCAUGGCAAAAAUACCAUGCAAUAAAUGGAAAGAAUAUUUAAUAAUGCUAUUUCGUACAAAUUUAAACCAUAAGUUAUACAAUAUUAAAUUAAACAAUAUUACCUGUGAUCCAAGAAUAAAUGAAAUUGUAGCAAAAGUAAGAAACUCAUGUAGAGGCAAGAUUUCAUCACCAAAUAGUUUAUCAUGUCAUGAAGUUGAUGGUGCAUCAAAAAGUUUCCCACCGUGCAUGUUAAACCUGCAUUUGCAGCUUAGGAAACGGCAUAGACUAUCCCAUGAACAAAGAUUCAAUUAUAGUCUGUUCCUGAAAGAUAUUGGAAUGCCUGUGAAUGAGUCUAUAGAGUUUUGGAAGAUGGAAUACAGUAAGGCAGCUCAUGCUCACAGCUGUUGUCAUAAUUGGGAACAGGAUGAGAAAAAGUUCCUCUAUGGUAUUAGACAUAUGUAUGGAUUAGAAGGUGGAAAAAAGAGUUAUUCAUGUCGGAAUUGUAGCCAAAUACAGAACAUUGAAAACUCCUGCUCGGAAGGAGGAUGUCCAUUUAAAUCAUUUGGAGAUGCACAAAUGCAACAACUUUUGUACUUAAAUGAAAAUGAUUCCCUUUUGUCACAGAUAAAUGAACUAAAGGUUAAGCAUCAAUAUUCAAAAGCAUGUGUUUUAUAUUUAGAAAAUAAACUCAAUGAUUCCAUUGACUGUGAUAAAGUUACAUUAAAUUUAACUCCAGUAACAUAUUUUUUGAUUGCUUGUGGUAAAUAAAUCACGAAUUCAUAUCUAA